AGAAACAAGAGAAGAUGAACACAUUAAAAAGAUGAAGGAACAAGUUUUAAGGUUCACACUUGUGUUCUUAUUCAUCUGUGUCUGUGGAGUGAUUGCAGAUCCUCCAGAGGAUCCAAUCCAGUGUGCUUCAAAAAACACAAAAUGCACCAUCACCAACACCUAUGGCAUGUUCCCCGACCGAGCCACUUGCAACGCCUCCGAGGUUGUCUACCCCACCUCGGAGGAGGAGCUGGUCGCCGCUGUGGCAUCAGCUUCCAAGAACAAAAGAAAAGUGAAAGUCGCAACACGCUUUUCCCACAGCAUAACCAAGCUGGCUUGUACUGACGGCGAAAACGGGUUGCUGAUAAGCACUAAGAAUCUAAACAAGAUACUGAACAUCGACGCGAAGGAAGGGACAAUGACGGUGCAGAGCGGCGUGUCGCUGAGAGAGAUCAUGGCGGCGGCCGCCGAUGCUGGUUUGGCCUUGCCCUAUGCGCCAUACUGGUGGGGUUUGACGAUUGGUGGAAUGAUGGGAACAGGUGCUCAUGGAAGCACGUUGUGGGGUAAAGGAAGCGCCGUUCACGAGUACGUGGUGGAGUUGAGAAUCGUUACUCCUUCUGGACCUGAACAUGGCUAUGCCAAGGUUCGGACCCUUGACGAGUCUGAUCCCUCUCUCAAUGCAGCCAGAGUUUCUCUCGGGGUUCUUGGAGUUCUUUCUCAGGUUACCCUAAAAUUGGAGCCUCUCUUCAAGCGAUCCAUUACAUAUGUGACGAAAAAUGAUUCAGAUUUAGGAGAUGAACUUCUUACUUUUGGAACAAAACAUGAGUUUGCCGAUGUAAUGUGGUACCCAAGUCAGAAAAAGGCUGUGUAUAGAAUUGAUGACCGUGUACCUGUUAGUGCGAAUGGAACUGGCUUAUACAAUUUCUUCCCAUUUCGUUCCACACCCUCAGUAGCAUUAGCUGUUGUUAGAUCUACAGAGGAACUUCAAGAAGCUCUACAUGAUGCUAAUGGAAAGUGUAUUAGUGCGAAGUUGAUAACUGGACUGCUGUCAGGCAUUGCUUAUGGGUUGACUAACAAUGGUAUCUUUCGUGGAUAUCCUGUUGUUGGAUAUAGCAACAGGAUGCAAGCAUCAGGAACAUGUUUAGAUAGUUUUCACGAUGAUUUGAUUACAGCAUGUCCAUGGGAUCCACGAAUCAAAGGGGAGUUCUUUUUCCAAACUACGUUCAGCAUUCCCAUGUCUGAUGUAAAAAACUUCGUGGAAGAUGUGCAGAAACUUGUUGAGUUGGAGCCAAAGUCACUGUGUGGGUUAGAAAUGGAAAAUGGAAUCCUUAUGCGCUAUGUUACAGCUUCCAGUGCUUAUCUCGGAAAAUCAGAAGAUGCUGUGGAUUUUGACCUCACAUACUAUCGCAGCAAAGAUCCAUUGACUCCUAGGCUUUUCCAAGAUAUACUUGAAGAAAUAGAACAAAUUGGAUUGUUGAAAUACAAAGGAUUACCCCACUGGGGCAAAAAUAGAAACUUAGCAUUCGAUGGAAUAAUCAACAAGUACAAAAAUGCAGAUAAGUUUUUGAAGGUUAAAGAGGAGUAUGAUCCAGAAGGGAUCUUCUCGAGCGUGUGGUCGGACCAAAUGCUUGGACUGAAAGGUGGGGUGACAGUAGAUACGGAUGGGUGUGCCAUAGAAGGGAUGUGCAUUUGUUCAGAAGAUCGUCACUGUGCACCAAAGAAGGAUUACUUAUGCAGACCAGGGAAAGUUUUUAACAAAGCGAGGGUUUGCACUCAUGUUCGUAAGAAAACCAAAGAAGAAGAUGAUUUGAAAGACGAGCUCUGAAAACCGAGUUCAGAUUGUUCUCUGUUAAGUUUUGUUGUGUUAUUUUCUGCUGUCUCUCUAAAAUAUAUUAAUGUUGGUAUUUUAUAUUUUAAAGACACGACAGAUAAACAACUAAACAGAGAAUCCAAAUUACUAGGUUUCAAUAAAUCUGUCUUAUUACAUCCUGCAUCUCAAUAAAACUGAUGUCUGUCA
Vigna unguiculata (cowpea) is the source of this 1996-nucleotide messenger RNA. Its product is annotated as putative L-gulonolactone oxidase 6. The record is from RefSeq and is a predicted model, not a curated record. Gene Ontology annotation, cellular component: membrane. Lineage: Eukaryota; Viridiplantae; Streptophyta; Magnoliopsida; Fabales; Fabaceae. Gene Ontology annotation, molecular function: FAD binding; D-arabinono-1,4-lactone oxidase activity.